Messenger RNA from Lachancea fermentati, 1158 nucleotides. The record is from the annotation of a GenBank genome assembly. Lineage: Eukaryota; Fungi; Ascomycota; Saccharomycetes; Saccharomycetales; Saccharomycetaceae.
AUGAUAUUGGACAGAUUUCACAAUAAAUUCCACGGGUCAAAGGGCAAGAGAUCAGAUAAGGUGGAAGAUACGCUCUCAGAGGCAGAAAACAAGAACCGAAUGUCCCUACUAGCAGAGGAGCCAGAAGAUAUGGAUUGGAUGUCCAUUGACGAACAAGAAUGUGACAGAAAGGAGUUGAAGCUGAAUACACAGCUGGCUUCAACUAUAGCCCAAGAAGGUGUCUCUACACCUAUAAUGACGCCUACGACGCAACCUAUGAUACCCUACAUGUACAUGAACCAAAGAAAACAAGGCAGUGUUUCUUCACUUGCGAGUUCGGUUUCGGACCUGCAGUUCGUCCCUUCAAAUGCAGCGCGCCCAGCAAAUGGCUCUCCGUUUACUCAGCAAUUCAUAAGGCUUAUGAUGGACGUGUAUCAGGAAGUAUGCUCAGAUCCAACCGUUACUCCGUUUGACACAGCUAAUCCGCCCUCCGGUAUUCUCAACAAAACUGCCAAAGCUGCUGUUGAGAACGCGGAGUUCUCGGGAGUAGAAAUUGGUAAGGAGAAGAACGCUUGGCUAAUUACCUUUGUCCGCCAAAGACUCCUGCAUGAAGUUAGGAAAGACGGAUUUCGGUCGCGAAAUAGUUCAAUGGUAUCGCUUCCACCUAUGCCUCAAUUUGGUCCCAGUGAAGCAUCUACUAUGCCACCUACUGAUUAUUUCAAUAUCAAUACUGAGGUCACUCCGCAGCAUCUUUUGUCUUCCCCAUUCACUAACUCUUCGAUAAAUGUCAACCAGUCACAACCGCUACAAUCUCCAUUCGAACAUAGGCCCGUACAGCCGAAAACUCUUCUUCGUUCCAGGAACGACAGUUUUAUCAGUGCUGCGGGACGAAGUAGAAGCGGCUCAACUAUUUACUCCAUGCCUCAACAACUCCAAACAUCAUCAAUACAGCAAAUAGGAAACGUACCGGCCCAAGGAAACGCAAGGUCAAGGUCUGGUAGUAAUAACUUUUUUAUGUUAACACCGACAAAUUCAAUCGCGGGCGAGUCACAAUUACCAAUAAUAUCGAGACAGAGAAGCAACACCUCAAGGACUUUUGAAGAAAUGAUGAACAUGGAAAUAAUCGAAAGAAAAAGAGAGGGAUUUAAGGACCAAAGAGGGGGACCGCAAUUCCAGUAA